AUGACACCCGAAGAUUGGGAACUCUUCUUCAUUGAAGCAGGCCUAUCCACUGACUCGGCCAAAACUCAUGCAACAAGGUUUGCAGAUGAGAAACUGACAAUCGAGAGCCUUCAAAUGCUGGAUCGAUCCAUGCUUAGGGAGCUCGGAGUUGCAUUAAUGGGAGAAGCCCUGUGUAUCAUCAAGCAGGCUAAGGAAGCCACCACCCAGACAACCCGCAUUCAGGCACUAGCAGCCAAGCCUCUCCAUCUCAAUCGCGAGAUGACACCACAACAAUUCAGGAAGUUCCGAAUUGACUGGGAUGUCUUUACCAAGAUGACAAAUAUGCCAAGCUCCCAAGCUAAUAUUCACCUAUACAAUUGUGCUGAUGAGACUGUGCAAAACGCCAUAAUCAACACACACCCUAACUUCUUUACCACUGAUCCAGAUAUGCUACUUGACAUUGUAGAAGCGUUGGUCACCCAGAGGUCAAGUCCUACUGUCCAUCACCUUGCUUUUUCCUCCAUGUCUCAGGAUGCGGAUGAGCCAAUACAAAGUUACCUUGUCCGCCUCAGAGCCGUAGCUGUUGAUUGCAACUUUACCUGCCCCUCGUGUGAGCAUGACCUGUCUGAUAUAUACGUCAAGAACCAGAUCAUCCGUGGAAUAGCAAAUGACACACUCCAGGCUGACCUACUGGCCAAAGCUGGGGCACUUAAAUCCCUUGAGCAAAAUAUCCGUCAUGCUGAGGCAUUUGAAUCAGCAUUGCGAGACCAAACCUCAAUGGCUGGCGCUUCAGAUACAGCCGCUGCUCGGCUAUCAACAUACCGCAGACAGAAGGGUACGCCACAAGCCAACGAGGGGAUCCGUACCAGCACCUAUUGCAAAUGCAAUGUUAAACCAAACCACCAGGCUUGCUUAGGUUGUGGCAGCCACCAGCACGGCAGCUCAGGAACUGGAUCCCGCUGGCUAAAAUGCCCAGCAUGGGGACAAACGUAG
Molecule: messenger RNA, 972 nt
Organism: Acanthosepion pharaonis
Lineage: Eukaryota; Metazoa; Mollusca; Cephalopoda; Sepiida; Sepiidae
Source: the annotation of a GenBank genome assembly